UACCCUCCAUCGUACGGAACGCAGAGCAGCUGGUGACCAAUGCAGAGGAGUGUGCUGAAGCCUGCAGAGAGGGAUCUCUCCUCAGGUUGGGGGAGUGUAUGGACACAUACUGGCAGCAGAAGAAGCCGAUGGCUCCAGGCUGUGAGCCGGCGGCAGUGAGAUCCAUGAUGAACGCUCUUCGGCCGCUGAGUUUAGGACAGAGUCUGGCAGGAGCAGGAGGAGGAGGAUUCCUGUUCUUACUCACCCGUGAGCCUCAGCAGAAGACACCAGUGACCGAGAUUCUCACAAACAUACAGGGCAUUGGUUCCUUCAGUGUUCAUUCAGUGGAGCUGGAUAUGGACGGGAUCUCAGUCAUUCAGAAGAGCUCUGAACAUCCUGAACAACAGCAGACGACUUACAUCUGACUGCCUAAUAACAAUUAAACUGAUAUUAUUUAUGUAAAUAUAACAUUUAUAAACAUUUGUUUCAUAAACACUCACCUAAAGGAUUA
Messenger RNA from Pimephales promelas (fathead minnow), 490 nucleotides. Its product is annotated as L-fucose kinase. Gene Ontology annotation, molecular function: fucokinase activity. The record is from RefSeq and is a predicted model, not a curated record. Gene Ontology annotation, biological process: GDP-L-fucose salvage. NCBI's taxonomy places the organism in Eukaryota, Metazoa, Chordata, Actinopteri, Cypriniformes, Leuciscidae.